UUUGUAGUAGAAGCCUAAUUGUUUUGGCUUUGUUGCUGAUUUCUAAAAAUAUGUAUUUUUUAUUUUUCCCUUCCUAUUUAAAUUCACUUGAGAGCUUUGUGAAGGGUUUUUUCACACCUAUGAAUGGUUAUAUUUCCUCUAGCUAGAGUAAUAUUUUAAAAGAUGAAAAAAAUAAGUAAUUGUCUUGUUAAGGAAGUCUGACUACAGCUUAGAAAAGUAACUGUAACUAACAAGUCUUUGAAAGGUGAUUUACACUUGAGCAAGACUAGAGCUGGAAAAUUUGAGGAGACAGAGGAGGAAUAUUGGUUAUGUAGUCUAUUUCUCUUGUAAUUAAAGAGCAGUCUUACUGACAAAAAUACAGCUUGAGGGUAAAGGGAAAAGAUUGCUAUGACAGAGCAAGGUUGGAUCUUGAUUAUUUGUCUGCCUCAGCUACUCUAAUUGCCAGUCUAAUAAUAAUGUUUCCUCCUUGGGAUGAACAUACAUGGAGUUGUUUGUGGAUUCAGAUAUUGCAGAGGCAUCCAGGCUUUAGCAGCCACUUCUGCUCUGUAAAAUGUAAGGUUUAGACUAAUGAAAAUUGGAGGAAAGGACCAUCAUGUCUCUGUAUAUCUCUUUGUGUAUAUAUUUAUAGUCAUUAGAUUCACUUAAACUGCGUUUCAGGAAAGCACUUUUGUCUCCCAGGCAUCCAUCUUGCAUUCUGCAAGGUAACCAGAAGUUGGGUGUCUGCAGCAGACUGAGUUUACUGUUGGGUAGGAAGAUUGGUCCCAGUCCUGGCACAGCUGGUCCCUGUUUUGGCUGUCCUGUAUACCAUGCUCUUACUUACAUGGGAACACAUAAUCAGGUUGUGUGUUCUAUGCUAAAAUUGACUUUCCUCUUGAUAUGUCUUCACUUCCUCUUUUUUGGACAUAUCUUAAGCAAUGUCUAUGUAAGAGUAAUGCUGGCUGAAACCUGUUGAAAACUUAACCACACCCACUGAGUCAUGCCAUAGGAAUUUGCCUAGGAGACUAAUCUCAAAGAUGUUUUGGGCUUUCUGGUAAAAAAAGGAAGCAGCUGUCCUCCACCCAAGAAAUAGGGGAGCAAAGAGAAGGGAGUAUGACUUAAAAUAACUAGUAGUGAUGUAUAUGUUUUUCCUUUGAUGCAUCAGAAUCUUUUGAAACAUCUUUUUCCCUGAAAGGUAUCUGUUCUUCUCCUAUAAGACGGUGAAUUAGUUUCAUAAGUCUGCAGUAAGUUAAGUUAUAAACUACCACAUCCUUUUUUGUCAGGCUUUUGACGAAAGCAAGUGGCAUGAGUUUUUUUUAUUUUUAAUGUAUAAACCAAAGAAGGCCUUUUUCUCUGACCCUAUAAGAAAAAGAGGCGCAGCAGAACUGAAGAGAACUUGCCAAUCGCUUCCAUCAUCACCAUGUCAUUAAAUGCCUUGUGGCAUUUUUAGCCCAGCACUGUCUGAUGUUGCAAAAGCCAAUCCUUCGUGACUAAGACAUGGUAUUCUGCUUGGCUGCUUAUCAAAGUGGUUGUACCUACAAACAAAUUUGAUCUGGGUAUACUUGCAGCAGUUGUACUGUACCUUAAUCCUCCUCUUCCUUUGUGAUUAAUGUUAAAAACUCCUGAUAGAGUCAAAGAUUGCUGCUGUAGGAAGUACUAUAAACAUGCAAACUUAGUAACUUCAGUUAAAGCUUCUGUCAAAUUCACAAUGAAUUCAAAUUAAUUUUGUGUUGGCAUCAAAAGAGCUUUUGAGAAUUUCUGCUCUGCUCACAUUCCUACUACAGACCUUACAGUUCUUAUGGUUCUUUGCUUGCCUUUUGUUUCUUGAUCUUGGACUUCGGGUAUGUUCUCGUUUACAGGUACUGCAUGCAAUGAAGGUGUGGGUGAAAUUUUGAUUCUACUGAUUAUGCACAGUGAAUGAGUUAUGAUGCAAAGAGAAUAACCUCACAGAGAUGUAAAAUAAUGUCCAUCACAGCGUAUUGUCAAACUUCAGAUAUCUAGUCUUCAAUUUACAUGAAAUGUAAAAAUAGUAUAAUAGUAAAUAAUUUUAAAAUACCAAUAAAUACUUCCAAUAAAAAAUAAAUGUGGAAGAUAAAAACCAAAGCAGUAACUAUGGUAAGUGCAGUUCUGUAUUUAGUGUUUUAAGAGUCUAGUCAAAGCCUAAGCUACAAGUAACAAAGGAUGUUAAACAAACAGGGCAAUGUCAACUUUGUCGUUCUGCAGCAGCAUUUUUAGGCAUGGGAAAGUAGAGUUUGUUUAAUCAGCUUGCUAACAACAGCCUGAGCCAUUGCUAGAGAACUAGAAUGCUUUGAGUUUGUCUAUGUUGUGACAUCUGUAGGGACACUUAUAAUUUAAGGUCUUAUGCUAAAAGCUUACUAAUUUCAUGUUUCUUUCUAAAAUGUGCUUAUCUGCUUUUCUAGUGAAAAAUAGCCUUUUAUGCCAGAAACUUGCAAGAUCUGUUUUAAGUCUAUUAUUUGGACAAAAAAGAAAAAGAUACCUGGAUGUAGAAAAUUCAAUUGUAUAAAGAAUGAAAAAUUUAAUUCAUUCAGAGUAUCAUCCUUAUUGUAGGAAGUAGGUGUGUACAACUUGAUAAGAGGCUCUCUCUUUUUUGAUAGUCCAGCUUCAGUUGCAGUAAGGAUUUAUGAUGAAAAAAAUACUCAUCUUCCUAGUUGCAAACUCUUGCACUGGUACCCUUACUGUUCUCUACAGAAAGAAAUCCACGAUGAAUAUGCUGCUAGACUGACUUAGCAUGAGACCAGCUGUUCCCAUGGUGCAUAUCAGUUGUAAGCUUGGGCAAAUACAGAAAUCUCUUAGUAAAGAAGACAAACUGGAACACAGAGAACACAAACAAUAAUGAGGAGCAAUAUUCUCUGUUCAGUCAAACUGAAAUUUUUCUGGCAAAAAUAAAAUACACAGGAAGAAAAAAAUUGGGUUCUCUUGAGUCAAUCCAAAACAUAAGUGAGAUAUCAUUAACACAGUUUUUGAAGAGAGGAAACUUGUAUAUCCUUGGUUUUUCCUUAAAAUGAUUUUUUUUCAGACCACAAGCCAGUGGUUUUAGACAAAUCCUUUAAAGCCCUUAAAUUAGGUUUUACAGCAUUUAGAAAAUAAACAUGUUUAUUUUUUUCCCUGUUACUUUACUGAUUUCAGCAUCUCUGUACAAAUAGUUUUUGGUCCUGCUAAAUAAUUGGUUUUGCAAACAUCAGCUGGAGAAACACCCAUUUCUAACAGGGGACACUUGCUUUUCUGCUAAGGAGAAAUACAAGUUUAAAACAUUAAUGUAUUUAUGUUUAAAUCAACAUGAUUAUUUGUCUUCUGAAGCACUUCUGAACUGCCAAGGCAAACUGAAAUGCCCUUCUACAUUCUUACUGCCUUUUAGUUUGUUUAUGACCACAGAAGUCACACAGCCUGCCUUUCCUUAACAGUGCGCACAAUGUGUUCUUGUGUGGGCUAUCAUCAAAUCACAUACAUCUUUUUUUGUGUUUCUUGUUCUCUGAAAGAAAGCUUUUCUCCUCCAUCUUUUCUUUUUGCUUGCUCAUAUGUUUCUUUGGCAUAGCACAUCUGCUUUCAGCUUCUAAACUGAGCUGUUUCACAGGUUAACCUUUCUUGGCUUUAGCACCCACUUACAGAAGUGAAGAUAUUGGGCUGUUCCCGUUAGUGCCUGGUGGAUUUGGUAAGUGCCCCCUCUGUCUUUUACCUACUUCAGAACCACGUGUUCACUGCCGAUUCAAUAAUUAACUCCUUGUUUGCCCAUGAAGCCUGUUCACCCUGCACUAAACAAGGUACGCUGCUGGGCCGUUGUGCAUUGAUUAGUGUGUUUGAAUGAGGGAGAUCUCUCUGAGGGCAUUAUUAGCAACCAAGUCCACAAUUGUGCAACUUUUUUUUCUCUACUAGUUCCCUCUCUGUCACCAGUUGUGAAAGCUGAUGGCAGGUGUAAGUAUAUGACUGCCUGCUGGCACUUGGGGUAUUUUUCGAUGAAGUAGAACCAAGUUUGUUGCGGAUCUAACUUGUUAUUCGCAGCAAGUUGCAUAUCACCACUUUACAUCUCUUUUUAAAAAAAAGAUCUGUUCGUGAUCGCUCAGAAUCAGCUUAGGCUAUUUCACCCAGUCUAGGUGGAAAACUGGCACUGCCAGUUAAUUUUACAGGUCAGCUUUUAGAGCAGGACUGCAAGUAUACCCUUAGUAUAUACUGUUUUCACAUGUAGCAUAAGAAGAAAUCAGGACCAUAAUUACUGGGUGUCAGAAUAGACCAUAAUCUUGCCCAGUUGGAAGAUGCAGACCUGCUGUUGGUGUUAAAAGAUAUUUCUUAGGCUUCUCUUUCCAUGGUUGAUUUUCAUUUGGCAUUUCAGUAUCAGUACAUCCCAAAGGUACUGCUUUAUUUUGGGAAUAGCCUUGUUUAUUGUGCUGCAGAGAUUCUCUUGCCAGCCUGCACUGGACCCACAUUCCUGCAUGCAUGGCUUUUGAUCACAUGAUUUUUUUGAUGCUGUUGACUUGUAAUUUACACUUGAACAUGUCAGUAAGCAGUGAGGAUAAAAUAUGAAGUUUGCAGCAUGUGUAGUGUUGUGAAGUAGAAAAAAAGAUCACAGCUAAAUAUAUUAAUAGCCAAUAAAGUUACAUUGUCUUGGAAGAUUCCAUCCUGAAAGAAUAUAUUCUGUAGUCACUUGUCAUGGACUAGUAGUAAUAAUAGCUUGCAGGCAAUCAAUGCUAACUAAAAAUUAUAUGUAUGUAUUAGACUUUCACAACAUCAGCUAGGAUAUAAUUGCUGAUAUUAGAAAUCAAUGAUCAGGUGGAAGGGAACAGCAUCUUUGGAUUAUUAAUACUGAUUUUCAGAACAUUGAAACUUAAUAAAGCCUAGAGGACACAAUGCAAUGGAAUAGCUUCAAUAAAAGAAAAAAAUUUUAAAAAGGCUGAUGUAGGUGAUUUCAGGCAGGUCAAUUUUACAUUGAAACUUAAAAUGUGAGAAGAGGAGAAAAUAAGCAAGCAGCUAGUAUUGGAUUUCUUUUUCUUAAAGUAUUAAAGAAUGGAAACAAAUGGUAAUCAGUGUAGCUUAAUGGAAAGUAUAUGUAGUUCAAUUUGAUACUGAUCUUUAAACUAUCAAUAUGAUCAGCCACACUUAUGAAAGAAAUUCUUGCCUUUAGAAUAAUGCUGCAUAAUUUGUUGACUAAGAAAUUUCAAAAAUACAGCUCCCAAAUUCCUCAAAAUGGAUAAAAGGGAAAUAACCAAUUGAUGUCAGCUUCGAUGAUGCCCAGCUCAAGGGCACAAAGCAGGGGCUGUUAAUCAUGUAAUCUGGGCAUUAAUUUUUAGCCUGCAAUAUUUUAGCUUUUUAUUAAAAAGAAAAAUUCUUAGAAGCCUACUUAUGAUGUAAAUUUCUAAUGCAAACACUUAGUUCAUUAAACAGAAUCACAGGAAUAUUUGUUUAAAUAAACAUACCAUGAUGUUGGUAGUCAUGUGCUGUCUAAGUGAGCACAAUUGUUCUCAGGUUUAUGUGCCAAAUGAUCCUGAUAUUUGGUAGUGAGCAUUUAGCUGCUGGUCUUCAUCUUUUCUUUUUUAUUUUUUGAGCUGUCUUCCCUAUUUCUUUCAAGUCCUUAUGGUACCAUAUAGUUUGGAUAGAAUUAACCAAGCUGCCAGUUAGGCCAUUCUACUGUUAAAAUAUAGCAAACCUAGAAUUGAUCAGGCUUUCUUUUGAAGUAGUCCAAAAUGAAAUGUUGUCCUUUUUGUCUAGUUCUGGAGUGGAGUUAUUUUGAUUUGUGGUACAGGUAAUUUUUUUUAAUUAAAAUAUUAGAAAAACAUUAUUGAAAAGGUUUUCAUUUUCUGGCCACAAAAAAAUAGAUAGGAUUUUUUUUUCUAGUAAUUGGGUGUGUGGGAAUCAUGAUCAACAAUUUACUUCUUGUUUUGACUAACCUCUCAGUACUGGCAAAAGCAGGGAAACAUAUUUAUUAAUACAGUUGGCAUUGGUAAUUAUCUUAUCAAAAGGUAUUUUCCUAAUAAUUUCUUGUUAGAUAAAUGCCAACAGACUGUAGUCAAGACUAGAUUAAAAGUCGCCAGUCUGACUUGGUAGCUGUCACUGAGAAGCCCAUUGGUUACCUAUUACCUGAGGUAUUUGGGAAUGUAAUGGGAGUCAAGUUCUGAGCAUGCAGUGUAUGGUGAUCUGAACUAGAUUAUAGCUCUGCACCCAAUUCUAGUCCCUGUACCUAAUCCUUCAGUAUUUUGUUUUCUGGGAAUGAUUUCUUAGGAGGUGUAGCAUAUACCUGGGAAAUUUCCAUCAGUGCCAGCCAUGUGCUGGGUUUCUGUUUUCUGGGAAGACAGAAAAUAUGUCCCCCUUCUUCCUAACCACAUAGGUCAAACAUCCUGUAAUUGAAGUAAUCUAAAUAAUCUUCUGCCUCUGAUAUCCUGCUGCUUCAGUACACAAUGAACCAACCACCUAGUGGGGCUGAAGCGCUUCUCCUUGGUGCUUGUCUCUUGCUGGAGGUGUGUGGAGGAGGGGAAGGAGGUAGUUUAAACAUUUUUUUAUCUCUAUUGGAUCCCUGUCAGUAAGGGGAGGCGGAGGUGAAGAGCAGUGACCUGAGCAUAGCAAAUGUUACCCUGUUGCAUCAUAAUUAUUGCAUUUCUGAGGGGAAGUUAGAAGCAACAACAGCAAUAAAAGCAGUGGUUUCUGCCUUGUCUUCCAGAGCAGCUUUAACAGGCGUCUCUACCAUGACACUGCACUGCUUACAGCUUUUUCUCUUGCUUCUGCUUGGUUCAUGGUGGCCAGACUCAGAGCAGCAUGUGGUGGGAGCUGUGAAGAUCAGGGAGCACUAUAUAGCUGCACAGAUCACCAGCUGGACCUACAAACCAGAACCUGAGGAAAAGUCCAGAUUGGAACAUUCAGGUCCUGUAUUUAAGAAAAUUUCUUACAGAGAAUAUGAAGUGGAUUUUAAAAAAGAAAAACCAGCAAAUACAUUUACAGGACUUCUGGGACCAACCCUGCAUGCUGAAGUGGGAGAUACUUUAGUGGUUCACCUUAAAAAUAUGGCUGACAAGCCAGUCAGUAUUCAUCCCCAAGGUCUAGUGUACAGCAAAAAUGAAGAAGGCUCCCUGUAUGAUGACAGAACAUCAUCUGCAGAAAAACGAGAUGAUGCUGUACUUCCAGGCCAGCUCUACACAUAUGUAUGGGAUAUAUCAGAAGAAGUUGGUCCAGGAGAAGCUGACCUUCCUUGUCUUACUUAUGCUUACUAUUCUCAUGAGAACAUGGCAAUGGAUUUUAACUCUGGUCUGAUUGGAGCAUUGCUGAUUUGUAAGAAAGGAAGUCUAAAUGAGGAUGGGUCACAGAAACAUUUUGACAGGGAAUAUGUACUGAUGUUUGGUGUGUUUGAUGAAAACAAGAGUUGGCAAAAAUCAGCAUCAGUCAAGUAUACAAUUAAUGGCUAUACUAAUGGAAUGUUACCAGAUUUAGAGGCUUGUGCAUAUGACAACAUUAGCUGGCACUUGAUAGGAAUGAGUUCCAAGCCAGAAAUCUUCUCCAUUCACAUCAAUGGCCAGUCCAUGGAGCAAAAACAUCGCCGAGUUUCUGCUGUUAACUUGGUGGGAGGAGCCUCAACCACCGUAAACAUGACAGUGACGGAGGAAGGAAGGUGGCUCAUAUCUUCUCUUGUCCAAAAGCACCUGCAAGCUGGAAUGCACGGUUACCUCACUGUAAGGGACUGUGGGGACAAAGAGGUGAAGAAGAAUCGUCUCUCCUAUAGAGAACGCCUUAUGGUCAAAACCUGGGACUAUUUCAUUGCUGCAGAAGAAGUUACCUGGGAUUAUGCCCCAAGUAUUCCAGACACCCUUGAUAGACACUAUAAAUCACAACACUUGGACAACUUCUCCAAUCUCAUAGGUAAAAGGUAUAAAAAGGCUAUAUUUACACAAUAUACUGAUGCCAGCUUUACUAAACGUCUGGAAAAUCCUCGUCCCAAGCAAACUGGAAUCUUGGGCCCUAUUAUCAGAGCUCAAAUCAAUGAUAAAGUCAGAAUUGUAUUCAAAAAUAAGGCCAGUCGACCCUACAGCAUUUAUUUCCAUGGAGUGACACUUGCAAAGAAUGCAGAAGGAGCUGAUUAUCCUCUGGAUCCCACAAGCAAUGGCACCCAGAGUAGAGGAGUUGAACCAGGGAAUACAUACACUUAUGAGUGGAAGAUUGCUAAAACAGACCAACCCACUGCACAGGAUGCACAAUGUAUUACAAGGAUGUAUCAUAGUGCUGUAAAUAUUGAGAGAGAUAUAGCCUCUGGACUGAUUGGCCCACUUCUGAUUUGUAAAAGUGAAGCACUGACGCAAAAGGGUGUGCAGAAAAAGGCAGAUGAGGAGCAGCAGGCAGUGUUUGCUGUGUUCGAUGAAAAUAAGAGCUGGUACCUAGAGGAUAACAUCAAGGAGUACUGCAGCAACCCAGCCACUGUUAAAAGGGAUGAUCCCAAGUUCUAUAACUCGAAUAUAAUGCACACAAUAAAUGGCUAUGUGUCUGACAGCAGUGAAAUCCUUGGAUUUUGCCGAGAUACUGUGGUUCAGUGGCACUUUUUCAGUGUUGGCACUCAUGAUGAGCUUGUCUCUGUUCGCCUUGCUGGACACUUUUUUCUGUACCAAGGGAAAUAUGAGGAUACAUUGAGCCUUUUCCCCAUGAGCGGAGAAUCGGUCACAGUGGAAAUGGACAAUGGUGGCACUUGGCUUUUGGCAUCCUGGGGCACCCCAGAAAUGAGUUACGGCAUGCGGCUGAGAUUCAGGGAUGCUAAAUGUGACUAUGAGGAAGAUGAAACAUUUGAUGUUGUGGCUUUAAGUCCCACCAAGGCUGAAAGAAAGGCUGUUACCACUUCAGCUGAGGAAGAUGUGCAAGAAAAUGAGGAAAACAAGGAGGAAUCAGAUUACCAGGAUUACCUGGCUUCUUUUUACUCCAUCCGAGGCUCAAGAAUGGCAGCAGGUGAUGAAGAAAAACAGAAUCUUACAGCCCUGGCCUGGGAGGAGUAUGAAGACACUGAUGCUACGAGUUCUGAGGUGGCAGUUGGCUCAGGUCUGACAGCUAUAAAUAGUAGUGGAACAACAAACAACUCUAAGUUCUUAGAAACUCAUAUCACUCCUCUUCCCCCAGGCAAGGCUGAAACAUUCCAGUCAAAUCACACAUCAAUCACAGCAGAAGAGGAUUUAGUUUUAGCUACCAUGAGUGAUGGAGAAGCUGACUUGGUAUUUGAGAAUAGAAGCCAAAGCAGCUAUGAAAUAGCUCACAGUAAUAUGUCUGCAGGUGAACACUUGCUGAGCAAUGGGGAAGGCCCAGUGAAUGUUGCAGAAGAGCUUCCAGCUGGUGGAAAUGACAAUAAACCUUUUCCAGAAAAACAUCAAGAGCAAAGCCCAGGAAGAGGAAAUUAUACCACUAACCAGAGAAGGAAAAGGCGAAGCUCACUGGCCAUUAAGUUUUACUCUGUCCAAAAGAUGAAUACCCUUCUAAAUCAUGUCCGAAAUAAAAAUGUCUCAUUUUCUGGCAAGACUGAUGUGCCUCUUUCUGUGCAUCAUACAGAAAACACAUCCAAUGAAGCCAUGGUGGGAACUGGCCAACUGCCAAAUGAACAUGAUGAUGAUCUGGAAGAGGAGGGAAAGAAGAUGGAAAACGUCAUGCACACAGUUAACUUGACACUGGAUUUGGACCUCAUAGUAGGAGAUAGGUCUAAUGCAUCUGGCCUUUCUGAACCCAGGAUAUCCAAAAAUAAACCAGAAGAUGUUUUUUCUUUAGAAUAUAUGUUAGACAAUACAAGCCCUAAUUCUAGCCCUGCUGUAGUGAAGAACUUACUAGAAGCAUCAUUGCCUGGGGCUGGGAAAUAUUCAUCUAAAAUGACUAGUGAGGAAUGGAAUUUGGUAUCUGCAAAGAUGAAUCUGGGAUUAGAGGCAAGCUUAGAUAAAUCUGCUGGUGGUAAGUUAAAUCAUCAUGGCAGAAAUGGUACAGCAUCCAUAAAUAAGGAGGAUAUGAAGAAGUAUCAAGGGUUCUCACAUCUAAUGGGGGAAAACCAGAAAGGGACCCACAUGCACCCAACUCAUAAAGGAAAGGAGGGAAACAACAAUGAUACCGUGACUUUGUCUGGAACCUUCAAGAUCCGAAGGAGAAAGAAGGAAGAUGCAAAAAUUACCUACUUGCUGAGCCCAAGGAGUAGAAACCCCAAAAAGCCUAGCAAUUCUGUAGCAGGGUUUGGCCGUGCAUUGCUUCCAGGCGGGACCAACCACACAGCAGUGCCGUGUUGCACAGACACCACCAGGGCAGGCAGCGAGGGCAGCCAGAGGGUGGAUGUGAGCAGAGGCAGGCAAGGAGAGUCGCUGGGUGACAGCCUCACCCCGCAGCAGUUCAGGCCAUCCAUCACCAUCGGCCUUCCCCGAGCAGAUGGAGACUACGACUACGUGAUAGGAGAAUCCUACAGCGACGAGAGCUCGGGUGGGGAGUACGAGUACCAUUAUGUGAGCUUUGAUGACCCCUACAUGACAGACCCCAAGGUGAACAUCAGUAGGCAGCGUGACCCGGAUGACAUUGCUGAGCAUUACCUGCGCAGCAGAGGCAACAAGAGGAGAUACUACAUUGCAGCUAAAGAAGUCUGCUGGAACUAUGCAGGAUAUAAGAAAAGUGCAAUGAGGAAUGACAAAACCUGUAAAGAUGGCAGCAGACAUAAGGUGAUUUUCCAGAGCUAUACAGACAGUACCUUUUCGACUCUUCAGGAUGAAGAUGAAUAUACAGAACAUCUUGGCAUCCUGGGGCCAGUUAUUCGGGCUGAAGUGGACGAUGUUAUCUUAGUUCAUUUUAAGAAUCUGGCAUCCAGACCAUAUUCCCUCCAUGCCCAUGGAGUCCUCUAUGAAAAGUCCUCUGAGGGAAGCGUUUAUGAUGAUGAAUCUACUGCUUGGUUUAAGGAAGAUGAAGUUCAGCCAAAUAACAGCUACAUAUAUGUAUGGUACGCAAGCCAGCGAUCGGGCCCUUUGCAGUCAGGAGCAGCUUGUCGGUCCUGGAUCUACUACUCUGAUUUAAACCUGGAGAAAGACAUUCAGUCUGGUUUGAUUGGGCCAAUACUGAUCUGUGAAAAAGGAUCCUUCAGCAAAUCAAACAGCAGCAGAACGUAUACCCGAGACUUCUUCUUGCUUUUUAUGGUCUUUGAUGAAGAGAAAAGCUGGUACUUCGACAAACAUUCUGGAAGGCCUUGUAAUGAGAAGACACGAGAAAUGCAGCAAUGCCACAAAUUCUAUGCCAUUAAUGGGAUUACCUACAAUUUGCAAGGCUUGAGGAUGUAUGAAGGUGAAACAGUCCGAUGGCACUUGAUGAAUAUGGGUGGGCCAAAAGAUAUUCAUGUUGUUCAUUUUCAUGGACAGACUUUCAUAGAACAAGGAGAGCCAGAGCAUCAGCUUGGUACAUACACUCUGCUCCCAGGCUCAUUUAGAACAAUUGAAAUGAAACCACAGAGACCUGGCUGGUGGCUUUUAGACACUGAAGUGGGGGAAUACCAGCAAGCAGGAAUGCAGACAUCCUAUUUGGUUAUAGAGAAAGAGUGCAGGAUUCCAAUGGGCCUGGCAAGUGGAGUUAUACUCGAUUCGCAGAUUGAUGCUUCACAUCACAUAGACUAUUGGGAGCCUAAGUUAGCCCGAUUAAAUAAUUAUGGAACAUACAAUGCUUGGAGUACUACAGUGGAGGAAGAACUCCCUUGGAUCCAGGUGGACUUUCGAAGACAAGUUUUGCUCACUGGGAUACAGACACAGGGAGCCAAGCAGUUUUUUAAGUCCUUGUACAUCCAGAAGUAUUUUCUUGUUUACAGCAAAGACAAACGGACAUGGAACACCUUCAAAGGAGACAGCUCGCCAACAGGAAAGAUUUUUGAAGGCAAUUCCAAUGCCUAUGAGGUAAAAGAGAACAUCAUUGAUCCCCCUAUUAUUGCUAGGUACAUCAGACUCUACCCCACCGAGGUCUACAACAGGCCUACUCUUCGCAUGGAGCUUCUGGGCUGCGAAGUAGAUGGCUGCUCUUUGCCACUUGGAAUGGAAAGUGGAGAGAUCAAGAAUACCCAGAUCACAGCCUCAUCUACAAAGACAUCCUGGUUUAACACAUGGGAUGCUUCACUUGCUCGUCUCAAUCAGAAUGGAAAGAUGAAUGCCUGGCGAGCCAAGUUUAACAACAAUCAACAGUGGCUGCAAAUUGAUCUCCUCACAGUAAAGAAGAUCACUGCUAUUGCUACGCAGGGGGUGACGUCCAUGUCAGCUGAAAACUUUGUGAAAACCUAUGUUCUUCUGUACAGCAAUGAAGGCUCUGAGUGGAAAUCCUACAUAGAGGAUUCAAGCUCAAUGCCAAAGGUUUUCUUGGGUAAUGCAAACAGCAAUGGGCAUGUCAAGAAUUUUUUUAACCCGCCCAUCCUGUCCCGGUUCAUCCGCAUUGUUCCAAAAACAUGGUACCGUGGGAUUGCCCUUCGGGUAGAACUCUAUGGCUGUAAUUUUGGAGGGGGUCUGGCUGUGAAAAGGAUUGAUGAGUCUGGGCGCUCUUAACCUGCCAGCAGUCAUCAUGCAGAACAACCUCUUUGUUAAGAAGCUCUUAAAACAGUCACACAGUUUGGAUGUGUGCUUUGUCAAAGGAACAUAAUGUUUUACCAGCAGGAUUGAGAGAUUUCUCUGGCAGGUGUUUCAUUCCUACAAAUACACACUUUAGAGAAUAGCCUCUUUUCCCUGGGAAAGGCCCUUUUCAGCUUAUUUUCUCUGGAAGAAAUACUAGUCCCUUCUGAUUAGUAUUAUCACUUCUUCAUUAUAACCAGUACUCUGUCUUACUUUUUACUUAAUUUUAAGUCCUAAAUCCCUAGGAAUGGAGACUCUGGCCUUGAUCCUGAGCCCUGACUAUCUCAAUUUUGUAAUGCUUUUGCAGCACAGGUGAGGAAUAGAAAGCUAUAGCAGGUGAAUGUUUUCCAUAGAUAAGGCUGAGAGGGAAAACCAGUGCUGAUCUGGAGCUGUAGUGCUGUGUUCCAGCAGUGCCUUGGUGAGAAAUGAUUGUAGGGGUGACCUCUCCUCCACAUGUCUUUCACCUACACUGUGUCAAAGGCAGGACAUGUCUCAGCACUGAGGUAUGUGCAACCCCUUCUCCGAGAAUGUGUGUUGGCAUUGUUGGUUUGGUUCUUGCAUACUCAACACACCUGAAUGAUGUGGAUUUCACAGAAUUCAUCUUCAGUGCCCUGGAAAGGAAAAAAAAGGGGUCAGCACUGCCUUUCCAUCCCAGAAAGGAGUAGGGAAGUGAUUUAACCUGGCAGGUCAUAGAACAGCAAUUGGAGAACCAAAACAAGAAUUCAGAACUCCUGGUGCUCAGUCCCAUAUACACUUUUAGACUGUUGGAACAGGGAGUUCCCUUGAUGAGGAAAGCUUUGAGAACUGCAGCUGUUCAGUGACAGUACAGCCUGAGGGUGGCAGAGGAGGGUUAGAUGAAACUGGGUUACAGAAACAGCUGCAUCUUUUCUUACAAUUUAACAGUGUUUUCACUAAUGGAAAUACUCUUGUGCAUAAAUUUUACAUGGAUUUUUCCCAGGAUAACUACAUCUGAAAAUAGAUACACCAUCCAUGAAUUUAUUAUUCCAGCAGAAUUUUAGCUAAGCUUUCAGUAGUGUUCUGUAAUUUUAUCCUGUUAAUUGUUUCUUUGCAGCACUUCACUUAUCACACUAGGUACCAUUCAGCAGGCUGGAUUUUUAGUAGUUUGUCUCUGAACCUUGGAUGGUGUUAGCCAGUUUUAUUUCAGUCGUUUUUAAUUUCCUUCUCUUACAGAGCAUGCAUUUUAAAGAGAAGGUAUAGAACAAGAGUGAAAAAAAGUGUAAAAACUAAACAAAUAUGUUCUUCUAAUUUUUUUCCUUUUUUACUAUGUCACAAACUGUUGUAAUUUUCCACUGAAAAAUAAAGAUAAUAUUGUAGCAU
Messenger RNA from Taeniopygia guttata (zebra finch), 13877 nucleotides. It is a transcript of the gene F5, whose product is annotated as coagulation factor V. Gene Ontology annotation, molecular function: oxidoreductase activity; copper ion binding; signaling receptor activity. Lineage: Eukaryota; Metazoa; Chordata; Aves; Passeriformes; Estrildidae. The record is from RefSeq and is a predicted model, not a curated record. Gene Ontology annotation, cellular component: plasma membrane.